CGCUCAUGCACAUGCAUCAUGGCCGCCCCAGUUUGAGAAAGAACCUAACAGUCAAGCACUAUUUGCGGUAACUUCGGAUUAGACUCGGAAUAGGUGCAGUGCGCUAUUAUCAGGCGUGGAGGCCGUACUCGAUUGAUGCAAGAUUCGCAGUACAUAUGCGGCAAUGCUGGACCCUGACAUACACAGGAAUUACUACUAUCAGUGGUUAAGUUCCAUUACUGGGACACAUGCCCCAGACGAGGAGUUCUGAACCAUCUGAUCCGCCGAUCCGAUACAAUUGUACUGCGAUGUAUUAUUUGCCCAUUAACUCCCACCGUCGGAAGGUGGUGCGACCAAUAAACUGGUGGCACUGCUACUAGUAUACACGGGAAUUUGAGAAUGAUUUUUGCACAGGUAAGUCCAAUAUACACCAGUACUUAAAAGCUCCUCGCGCAGUUGUCCCGACCCAAGUUCAUUCCAGCAUUAUGUCCUGUCCUUCGGAAAACUCUUUUCAGUCUAAACCACACGGUGAUGACCAGACACAUGCGGCAGUUGCGAAAUCUCUAUAUAUACUCCCGACCGAUGAGCAAGAGCGCAAAAGACUGGAAGUUCAACACGAAGUCCUUCGAAACGCAUUCGGGGGUCGUAUUGUCUUCGCUCCAAUUGAACUGCACGCAGGAGACAAAGUACUCGACAAUGGAGCUGGCUCAGCAACCUGGCUCCUUGACUGCUAUAACGCCAAUAAGGAUGCUACCUUCUUUGGAAUCGAUUUGAAGACGAACAUUUUUCCAGAGCUUGACGAUGUACAAAAGCAACAUAUACAUUUGGGGGCAGGGAACAUUUUACAGAUACCGAACGAUUGGACCAGCAAUUUUCAGCUAGUGAACCAGCGACUCCUUAUCGCAGCGUUAUCCAAAGAAAAUUGGAACACGGCCGUGGAGGAGAUUUUCCGUGUCCUUGCUCCAGGAGGCUGGGUGCAGCUCGUUGAAUCUAGUCAUUGCGUAGCUGGAGAGGCAACCCAAAGACACUACUCGAUGCUUCAGGAUCUCUUUGUUAAAAGAGGUCUAUUACUCAACUGCGUCGAGCAUAUUCCGAAUGUCCUCAAAGGCACUGGGUUUGAAAAAAUCACGACACAGCGUCUUGAAAUUAGCCUUGGGGGUGGGGACGACGAAGACGGGAUGAAAGCUAAAGCUCGGGAGAGUUUUGUUGGUGUCUACAAGGGAAUGCAAACUCCAGUAGUGAAGAUGGGGAUUCGAACAGAGGGGGAGUUUAAGGAGUUGGUGGAAGACCUAGAAAGGGAAUGGGAGAGCAACAGUCAGUCAAAGGUUAUCUUCUACGCAUUUACAGCUCAGAAACCGACCGUGUCGGCUUGAGGCUUCGGUUUGAACAGUGGGUCGUUUUAUAUACAAUACAUUCUUAAUACAUACUAGUAGAACGCAAGUACUACAUGGCAAUGUCACAUUAGAUAUAAUGAUGAAACACGACGUUGAAACA
Suillus subalutaceus is the source of this 1473-nucleotide messenger RNA. RefSeq lists its product as uncharacterized. The transcript has 4 exons. The record is from RefSeq and is a predicted model, not a curated record. The coding region runs from base 465 to 1352 and encodes 295 amino acids. Lineage: Eukaryota; Fungi; Basidiomycota; Agaricomycetes; Boletales; Suillaceae.